Messenger RNA from Morus notabilis, 936 nucleotides. RefSeq names its product ethylene-responsive transcription factor LEP. Gene Ontology annotation, biological process: regulation of DNA-templated transcription. Bases 1 to 936 code for a protein of 311 amino acids. The transcript has a single exon. Lineage: Eukaryota; Viridiplantae; Streptophyta; Magnoliopsida; Rosales; Moraceae. Gene Ontology annotation, molecular function: DNA binding; DNA-binding transcription factor activity. The record is from RefSeq and is a predicted model, not a curated record.
AUGAAGAAAAAGCAAGAUCUGGUGCAGGCCGGUACUGAUGAUAAAACUAGUCCUCGGUUUCUUGGAGUGAGAAGAAGGCCGUGGGGAAGAUAUGCUGCGGAGAUAAGAGACCCUUCCACAAAAGAAAGGCAUUGGCUGGGCACCUUCGACACCGCGGAGGAAGCUGCCCUCGCCUACGACAGAGCCGCCCGCUCCAUGAGAGGCUCCCGCGCCCGCACCAAUUUCGUCUACUCCGACAUGCCCCCUGGCUCCUCUGUCACCUCCAUUCUUUCCCCCGAUGAUCAGAACGGCCACUUGUUCGUUAAUGUUGCAGCCGCGGCCGGUCAUGAUCAUGAUGACCGCCGCCGCCACCAACAGCUCGGCGGCCUCGUCACUCAAGCACCGCCUCCGGACCCCACUCCUCAGCCACAACUACUGUACGAUCAUCAGGAUGAGGCGAUGAUGAUGAUGAUGAUGAGUUUGGGCGAAGCCAAUGGCAUUCACAGGGCGCAGGCGCAGGUCAUCAUGAGUAACAAUAAUUACCAGCAUGAGAACUACAACUACAUUAGCAAUGAUCACGAUGAAGAUCAUCAUCGUCAUCCUAUGGCAAUAAUCAAUAGCAGCAGCAGCGAGCUUCCUCCUUUUCCUGCUUCGGAGUUUAAUUCGGAUGAUCAAUACCAUUAUUAUAAUUGUAAUACUGCUAGUACUAGUAACAGCAACAGCAGCAAUAUUAUGCAGGCAGGUGCAGGGGCCAUGAACAUGAUGAUGCAGGAUUCCAGCUGCGAAGAUCAGUAUGGUUAUAAUUAUAGUUAUAACUCUAACUAUGUGCACAGCCCUUUGUUUAGCACAAUGCCUUCUGUCUCUAAUUCUGAUCAUCAUCACUCCCAGUCCCAGUCCCAGUUUCCCGACCCCUUUGAUUUGGGCUCUACUACUACUUCCUCUUCCUUUUUCUUCUGA